Calliphora vicina (urban bluebottle blowfly) is the source of this 898-nucleotide messenger RNA. Its product is annotated as mitochondrial dicarboxylate carrier-like. The record is from RefSeq and is a predicted model, not a curated record. Gene Ontology annotation, molecular function: succinate transmembrane transporter activity; malate transmembrane transporter activity; antiporter activity. The transcript is spliced from 4 exons. Gene Ontology annotation, biological process: succinate transmembrane transport; thiosulfate transport; malate transmembrane transport. The coding region runs from base 23 to 883 and encodes 286 amino acids. NCBI's taxonomy places the organism in Eukaryota, Metazoa, Arthropoda, Insecta, Diptera, Calliphoridae.
AAUCAUUAAAAUUGAAUUCGAUAUGGAAAAUGAAAAAAGAAUAAAUCGUUGGUAUUUCGGUGGUAUAUCAAGUGCUACAGCGGUGAGCGUUACACAUCCGUUGGACUUGAUAAAAGUCCAUUUGCAAACUCAACAACUGCCCAGAAAGACAUUAGUUGAAACAAUAGGUCAUAUUUAUGCUGCAGGAGGUUUAAAGGGAUUUUAUCGCGGCAUGUCAGCAUCUCUUUUGCGACAACUAACCUACACUACUACACGUUUUGGUAUCUAUGAAUCGGGUAAACAAUAUAUUGAUUUCCGUAAUAUAGGUCAAACAUUAGCUUUAGCCACUACGGCUGGUUUUUGCGGGGGUGUAGUUGGUGUACCGACCGAUAUGGUGAAUGUUAGAAUGCAAAAUGAUUCAAAACUACCAAAAGAAAAACAAAGAGGUUACAAACAUGUAUUUGAUGGUUUGUAUCGUGUAACGAAGGAGGAGGGUGUUCAAGCACUUUUCAGAGGUGGUUCAGCUGCCGUCUUACGGGGUGUAAUGAUGACGAUUGGACAAAAUGCGGUCUAUGACUAUUUAAAAUGUUUUCUAUUGAAAACCAAGUAUUUUAAAGACAAUUCUCUUACCCAUUUUCUUACCUCUCUUAUAUCGGGAGGAGUUGGAACUCUGUGUACACAGCCGCUGGAUGUGAUGAAGACUCGUCUUAUGAAUGCAAAACCCGGUCAAUAUUCUGGUCUGUUGGCUGUAGCCAAGGAUAUAUCAAGCGUUGGACCUAUUGGAUUUUUCAAGGGUUUUAUUCCGGCGUUUGCGCGCAUUGGUCCACAUACAAUAUUAACGUUUCUUUUGAUGGAACAAUUGCGUUUACAUUUUGGUUAUUUUCCACCGACUGCUUCAGCAUAGGUUACAAUUUUAAUG